AAUCGGAAGCCAGCUUGGCAGCUUGUAGAUAUUUCUCUUUCAACGCUUUGAGCCCUAUUUAUACCACAGUUGCUUCUUCUGCCUUGAACCAACAUUGAGUACUGACUACCUUUUCAUAUUCUCUUGGCUUCUUUCUGGUUCUCUUCUAUUAUGAUGGCUUUCAAAGCUUUGCUCUUUCUCCUCACCACUCUUCUUGCAGUGUCCACAAGAGUUUCAUCUAAUGAACAGGAACUCAACUCAAAGGCUAUUUCUGUCAUAGUCCCACCACCAGCACCAGCUCCUGCGAAAGCUCCAGUGAAGGCACCAUCUCUUACUCCCCCAAGUGCACCCACUUUUGCACCUCCACCAAAGGCACCAGCUCUUACUCCUCCACCAGCACCAAAGGCACCAGCUCUUACUCCUCCACCAAAGGCACCAGCUCUUACUCCUCCACCAAAGUCGCCAGCUCUUACUCCUCCACCAAAGUCGCCAGCUCUUACUCCUCCACCAAAGUCGCCAGCUCUUACUCCUCCACCAGCACCAAAGGCCCCAGCUCUUACUCCUCCACCAAAGGCACCAGCUCUUACUCCUCCACCAAAGUCGCCAGCUCUUACUCCUCCACCAAAGUCGCCAGCUCUUACUCCUCCACCAAAGUCGCCAGCUCUUACUCCUCCACCAAAGGCACCAGCUCUUACUCCUCCACCAGCACCAAAGGCACCCACUUAUGCACCUCCACCAAUGGCACCUGCUCCGGCGCCUCCAGUUAAUCCGCCUGCUCCGGUGCCCCCUGUCAAGUCACCCCCUGCUGCACCAGCACCACUGCCCCCAGUGACUUCAAAGAAGGAUUGCAUUCCCCAAUGUGAUCGGAGAUGCCAAUUACAUUCAAGGAAGAGAGUCUGCAUGAGAGCUUGCAUGACAUGCUGUGACCGCUGCAAGUGCGUUCCACCAGGAACAUUUGGUAACAGGGAGAAAUGUGGCAAGUGCUACACCGAUAUGACCACUCACGGCAACAAAUACAAGUGCCCUUGAAAUUGGCCUACAUUACUUGAUGUUUCUAUUACCUAAUUAAGUCUGUGUAGUAAGAAUAUAUCUCUUAUUCUUACUGUGUCCUGAAAAUAAAUGGUUUUCCUGUGUCCUUUCUACUGAGUCAUGAAGCAAUUAGUUGGGCGUAUUGGGUUAAGCUAGGACUUGUUCUGUAGUGUGUCCACUAAAUUUUCCAUUUCAUAUUGCAGAUAUUAAUAUAUCUCUUAUUUUUCCUCA
Messenger RNA from Corylus avellana, 1239 nucleotides. The record is from RefSeq and is a predicted model, not a curated record. NCBI's taxonomy places the organism in Eukaryota, Viridiplantae, Streptophyta, Magnoliopsida, Fagales, Betulaceae.